This is a messenger RNA of Taeniopygia guttata (zebra finch), 2014 nucleotides long. RefSeq names its product EPS8 signaling adaptor L3 (gene EPS8L3). The record is from RefSeq and is a predicted model, not a curated record. Gene Ontology annotation, cellular component: ruffle membrane; vesicle; plasma membrane. Gene Ontology annotation, biological process: Rho protein signal transduction; positive regulation of ruffle assembly; regulation of Rho protein signal transduction. Gene Ontology annotation, molecular function: actin binding. NCBI's taxonomy places the organism in Eukaryota, Metazoa, Chordata, Aves, Passeriformes, Estrildidae.
AUGUCCCUCUGUCCGUCCAGGAGUGAAUAUGACGACAGGACCCCGCUCCGACAUUCCAACAGCUUCGUGCGCCUCACCGGGAAAACCAUCUACAACCAGCGCAAGGACUACGGGCAGACCCUGCUCAAGCUCCAGAACGAUUUCCAGCACCACGUUGAGCACCUGCUGACGAUGCACCUGGAGCGGGAGCUCCGCAGCGUCGAGGACUGCCUGGGGCGCCUGAGGGAGCUGGAGGAGCAGGGCCGGCUCUGGGGGCAGGAUGUCAUCCUGGAAGUCAGGGAGCAGGAGCUGGUGCUGAGCGACGUGGAGAGCAAGGAGGAGCUGGAGGCGUUCCCGCUGGGAAGCGUGCAGGGCUGCUGGGCCGGCCCGGAGAACGCGGUGCUGGCGGUGCGCGUCCAGGAGCGGAGCCCGCCGAGGAGCAGCGUGCUGCUCUUCCAGUGCCAGCGGCUGGGGGCAGAGACGCUGCGGAGCAGCCUGGAGAAGGUGCUGAGGCAGAGGAAGGAGGAGCAGAGCCAUCACUUCGGGCACAGGUACGGCGGCCCCGACUCGCCCCCCAGCCCGGUCCCGGAGCGUUGGGCAGAGCCCCCCGAGCCCGACCCCCGCCUGUCCCCGCGGCGUGGGGCGCCCCCCCAGCGUGGGCUGCUCGCCUCGGACUACGGUGCCCCGGACACCCCACAGACCCCGCGGCCCCGAGCCCCCGGCCACGCCGUGCCCGAGGCGGAGCGAGAUGUGGAGAUCCUCAACCACGUCCUGCGUGACCUGGAGCGCUUCAUGGGCCGGCUGAAGGCGGCCCUGAGCUCGGCCAGCGCGAAGAAGAAGCCGAAGAAGCCAGCGCUGCCCCCAAGGGAUGAGUACACGGAUUUCUUCCAGAAGGUGAAAUACGCCCUCAACCUCUUGGGCCGGAGCCACCACUACGUGACGGAGCCCGACCCCCUCGAGCUGCUGCGCCUCAUCUUCUCAGCCCUGUCCUUCGCGCUGGCACACUGCCCCAGCCCCGGCCUGGCCCCGGCGGUGCGGAGCCCGCUGCUGCUGCCCGAGGCGCUGCAGCUCCUCGAGGAGAGCCUGGGCGAGGAUGACUACGGCGUCUGGAAGAGCCUGGGCACCGCCUGGAACAAAUCCAGGGCCGAGUACCCCGGCAGCGCCCUGGUGCCCGCCUACACGCCCGUGUUUUCGGACGGGUGGCUGCCCCCCGUGAUGGAGCAGGAGCGCCGCGGGGACCUCCAGGACACCCCACCGCCUGCCUCAGUUUCCCCAACCCCCUUGGGACACCUUUCCCCGUCCCUGUCCCCCGCACGGGCACCGGGCCCCGCCUGGAGGGACAAUCCAAGCUCAGAAUCCCCCCUGCCCGCCCAGGGGCUGGUCCGAGCCCUGUACGACUUCCAGGCUCGGAACUCGCAGGAGCUGAGCGUCAGGAGGGGGGACACGCUGCAGGUCUUGGACCAGCAAAGGAAGUGGUGGCUGGUGCAGGACGAGCGGGGGGACCGGGGGCACGUCCCCGGUAACAUCCUGGAGCCCCUCCCGGAGCCGGGGUACAGCGCCGGGCAGGACAGUCCCCCCACCCUGCAACCCGGCUCCUCGCCGGCAGAGGUGACGGCCUGGCUGACGGACAAGGGCUUCUCGCGGAUCACGGUGCGGACCCUGGGGGUGCUGCGGGGCCACGAGCUGCUGCAGAUGAGCCCGGCCGAGCUGCGCGGAGUCUGUCCCGAGGAGUGGCGGAGGGUCCUCUUCAAGCUGUCCCCCAUCCGGACAUCCCUGGGGAUCGGUCCCAGGGACUGAGCCACCGAGGCCACGCCGAUGUCCCCGUCAUGUCCCCCCCCGGAUGGAGCACCCUGGGAACGGCUGGACUUGGGGGCGAACCCCCCCCACUCACGACAGAGAACCACUCCCUGAAAUCAGAGAAUCCCCCGCGAAGGAAGGAGGGGGCAGGCACCCCCCUCGGCGGGGUCAGGCGCUGUGAAGCGACUUUGCACCCCCAAAAUGUAAAUUGAUGUGGAAAAUAAAAGUGACAGCAGCA